Messenger RNA from Chaetomium fimeti, 675 nucleotides. RefSeq lists its product as uncharacterized. The record is from RefSeq and is a predicted model, not a curated record. NCBI's taxonomy places the organism in Eukaryota, Fungi, Ascomycota, Sordariomycetes, Sordariales, Chaetomiaceae. Bases 1 to 675 code for a protein of 224 amino acids. The transcript is spliced from 2 exons.
AUGGCAACCUUGCAAAACCCGUUCGGCGACUCACCCUCGAGGAUGGACGUCGGUGACGAGCCACUCCCGCCCCCCGCCCACGUCGCCGACGCUAUUCCCGAUUUCCACACACACGGCGAACAAAGGUGCGGCAACCACCGGCACGAUCUUAAGAGCAAAAACUUCGAAAAGUACCUACAACGCUACGGCGAAACCGAGCCCGCGACAUGGAAAGUGCCAUGCUCCAACUGCCAUCACCGUGUUAAGCUCAACCAGGUCCAUGACCUCCCCUGCGGCGAAAUCAUCUGCCGUAACUGCUUGAUGGUGAGGGCCUUCAAUGUGAAGCUGAAUAUCGAGAAGCACCGCGAGGAGAUCGAGGUAGAGCGCAACGCGAGGUGGAGGAUCAACAUGCGCUUCCGCAGGAAUCCGAACAUGACGGCAAACCAGAGAAAAGCGGUUGUCCAGAAGAACGCCGCCAUCCGACGGAACAUGUUACAUUUGGCCGGACUCAUGUGCUGCGGCGUGGAUAUGCAAUUGGGGAGAUUUAUAAGUUGUAUGGCUCCCAAGAUAUCGCGAAACCUGUGGCUUGCCAUUGAUUUGCCGCCGUUGGCAUUGCGUAACCUGCCACGGGAACUCGAUGGAGGGUUCGACGAGCAGGUUUCGGGAAGAUCAGACCCGGUUCCCAUUCUUGCGUAA